Molecule: messenger RNA, 2027 nt
Organism: Gossypium arboreum
Lineage: Eukaryota; Viridiplantae; Streptophyta; Magnoliopsida; Malvales; Malvaceae
Exons: 7
Coding region: 208-1260 (350 amino acids)
Biological process (GO): mRNA splice site recognition
Cellular component (GO): U2-type prespliceosome; U1 snRNP
Molecular function (GO): mRNA binding
Source: RefSeq, a predicted model, not a curated record
GUUUGCUCAAAGCUGUGUAACACUUGUUCAAGCCAGGGUUCACAGUUAGCUUUAAAAUAAAACAAAAUUAAUAAGAUUCUACUGCGCCUCUCCCUGUGCAAAACCCUAAAUCUCUUUCCUUUCCAUUUGCUUUAAAAGGAAAAGGAUUCUAUUUACGAGAACAUCCUCAAAUUCUUUAACCUUUUCUCACAAUUUCGAUUCCAAGUCAUGGAUGCACAACGAGCUCUGCUUGAUGAACUCAUGGGAACGGCUCGUAAUUUAACGGAGGAAGAGAAAAAGGGAUACAGGGAACUUCGAUGGGAUGACAAAGAGGUUUGUGCAUUUUAUAUGGUUCGCUUUUGUCCUCACGACCUCUUCGUCAACACUCGGAGUGAUCUCGGACAAUGCCCUAGAGUUCAUGAUCCAAAAUUGAAAGAAAGUUUUGAGAAGUCCUCCAGACACGAUGCUUAUGUGCCCAAAUUUGAAGCUGAACUGGCUAAGUUCUGUGAGAAAUUGGUGAUGGACCUUGACAGAAGAGUUAGGCGAGGACGAGAACGCCUUGCUCAAGAGGUGGAGCCAGCACCACCUGCUCCACUAUCUGCAGAGAAGUCUGAACAGUUAUCUGUCUUGGAGGAAAAAAUAAAAAAUCUGCUGGAGCAAGUGGAGAGUCUUGGCGAAGCUGGAAAGGUGGAUGAAGCUGAGGCACUUAUGAGAAAGGUGGAGGCACUUAAUGCUGAGAAGACAGUGUUGACUCAGCAACCUCAGAAUGAUAAAGUAUUGAUGCUUGCGCAGGAGAAAAAAAUGGCUCUGUGUGAGGUUUGUGGAUCUUUUCUAGUUGCUAAUGAUGCUGCUGAGAGAACUCAGUCCCAUGUUACAGGAAAGCAACAUAUUGGUUAUGGAAUGGUUCGGGAUUUCAUCUCUGAGUUCAAGGAAGCAAAGGAGAAAGCAAGGGAAGAGGAAAAAUUAGCUAGAGAAAAAGAAGCUGAAGAACGGAGAAAGCAGAAGAAGGAAUAUCAGAGUAGGAGGAGCAGAAGUGAUUCAGGGGAUAGAGACAAAUAUUGCGAUCGAGACAAGGAUUCUGACAGAUACCAGGAUCGUGAUUUGGAUCGUGAAAGGUCUCGAGAGUGGAGCGGGAGAGGUAGUAGGGAUGGAGAGAGAGAAUGGAGGUACAAGAAUGGUAGAGAUGGAGGCAGGGAUAGGCACCAUAAUCGCAGCAGGUCCCGUUCACCUGGUAGACAUAGUCACAGGAGGUCCUCGAGAAGUCCUGUUCGCCGAUAUUAGUGCCAUUCUGUACAAUAGAUGUUUUGGCUUUGAAAGCCAAUGAGGUAGACCUCUUAUUUUAUUUCUAGUUUAUAAACGUGUGCUUUUGGAGUAGUGCUAAAUUUUGUCAUCAUGGAUGAAACUUUUUUCUUGGUAACUCACAGCUUUGUUGGGACUAUACCAACUCCCUUUCAUCAAAAUUACUAGAGAGGAAAAGGGUUGAGGUAGGUAUAACAAUAUUAUUGUUAACUCCUUUUUAUCUUGUUUGGACUAAAUUUAUAACAUGCAUCCGUGGGCUUUGUUUUGAGUCUCUUCUUUAUCCCCUCUUCCUUCAUAUGCUUAUAUCUAUAGUCAAGCUGCUGAGAAAGAUGAUGAUCUUCCAAAUUUGAGGUAACAGAUUAAAUUUCGGUUACAGCACCACAAUGCUUUAGUUGUCUUCCUUACUCUGUUAUUGCCUUUGUGGAUGCUUUUGUAUCAAUUAUUUGUUUGAAACGGCUUGCUGUUGUGGAAUAGUACAGGGAAAAUCUGGGAUGGUUUGAACCUAGAAGUAACCUUUGACGCGUUUCUUAUGUUUUUUAAAACCCUUGCAAUAGAUUUAUGUAAAGAGUACUGUUUCCUUUAGUCCUGUAAAUGGCUAGGCUCAGCUAUUGGAUUGUUGGUUGCAUUUGUUCUUUCUGAUGGGUUUGUAUGAUUACGAAUUUACUAUGUGUUUCCAUAACAUUGUUCUUUGUAGCUUGAAUUCUGAUUUUGGAAGUUGGAAUAAAAUUAAUGAGUUGGUCCAUGAACAA